Nomia melanderi (Alkali bee) is the source of this 1578-nucleotide messenger RNA. RefSeq lists its product as uncharacterized. The record is from RefSeq and is a predicted model, not a curated record. Lineage: Eukaryota; Metazoa; Arthropoda; Insecta; Hymenoptera; Halictidae.
AUGGGUGGUGGUAAGAUUCGAGAGAAAAAUGAUUCCUCGAGGAGGAGAGUGUCCUCAGCGGAAAGAGACCUAUACCUGAAACCGUUGCUGAAACUGAAGCAACAAGAAGGUGUGAUCGAAAGAGGACUGACAACUGCGAUCGAGAACAUGAGAAUCGAACCAAGUUUGUUGCAAGAUAUCGUUCAUAAUUACAGGGAUCUGGCUGCUAAAAGGGAGAAGUUUCUAAAAGGAAUACACAGAAACAUGGAGGAGAUCGAUAAUGAUUUGAAGUUCGCUAAAAAUACGACGAGAAAUCCCGACGAAAUAAAAAAUUUGGAUGUAAACACGUACAGACUAAAAUUGUUCAAACUUUUGCAAAAAAUCCAGGAUUUGAAGAGAUCCUGCUCCGUUCGUGAGACAUUGGCGCAGGAGCAAACCGUGCUCGAUAACGAGUUACGAGAUUUUGAACCGCAGUUGCAAAAGUGUGAAAAGUUACAGAGAAAUGCAUUAUCGUCGUCUCAAGGUAGAUUGGAAAAUAGAAAAGAAAAGCUGGAUUACUCGAAUGUGCAAGAUUUUCACGUGUUGGUGGCGAAAACAGGACACACAGAAAACUGGAGCAUGGACGAUCAUCUGUUUUUCCUGAGAAUGCGUCAGAAAUGUGAGAAUAUCCCCGCGUUGGUCGCUGCCAUUCAGAAAAAGUGUCCUGAUUUAUCCACAGAGACCAUAGUGAAUCACGAAGCUUGGUACAAACUGUACCUAAGUCUUCGAGAAAAGCAAAAGCACGCUGUGGAAGAAUGGCGGAAGAAGAAGGAACUAGAAAAAACGAAGCCUACCGAAGAAACAGAGAGAAAUAUUGAGAAUUCCAUCAUAGAAGACAUUAAUUUCAAAGAAGACAUCGAAGACAGCAAAAUGAUAUUUCAAAAAAUGAAGAAAGAACCAAAAAGAUGCGUGACAAGAUCGAGCGGCAGCGCGGCAUCGAUUAACAGCGACAAGAAGGAGAUGAUUAGAAAAUGGCGGACGGAGAAGGAGAACAAAAGCAAAAUGGACGAGGAACAAAUGAAGCUUCGAAUGAAGUUGAAGCGCGAGACGGAGGAGAAUGAACGAAAAAAGAAAAAAGAGAAGAUUCAGGGAGCCUUGGAGGAAUAUAAAAAGAAGAAAGCUCUCGAAAAUGCGUCGAGAGAGUCCAGCGCCAAUUCGAAAGAGAAGUGCACAUACGAUUCCUCGUUGAUUAAAGCGUUUAGGGAACAAGACAAAGAAUACACGAAAAGGAGGAAAGACCGAAUAUCGCAGACUCAGAGAUUGAACAAAAUGGAGAUACCGACGACGAGAAUGUCGGAGUUGCUGAAAAGAGAUUUCUCGACGUUGCUGAACAGCACGGUCGUCUGGAGAGAGAAGUGCAAAUCGGAGAACACGCUGAACCGGCCUGAACCGUUGCAAUACAUCAAAGACGUGCCAAGAAUGUGUAUUCGAUGGCGGAACGAAGAGUCGGGUGAUCCGAAGGAUGUGUCGACGUACGGUUGAACGACGCGAACGCACGUCAACGUCGCAGUUACAGUGAUUUAUUGCACUCGGUACAUUUUGAAUCAGUCAUGUUACACG